Molecule: messenger RNA, 1616 nt
Organism: Vanessa tameamea
Lineage: Eukaryota; Metazoa; Arthropoda; Insecta; Lepidoptera; Nymphalidae
Product: zinc finger protein 664-like
Exons: 6
Coding region: 117-1355 (412 amino acids)
Biological process (GO): regulation of transcription by RNA polymerase II
Cellular component (GO): nucleus; nucleoplasm
Molecular function (GO): RNA polymerase II cis-regulatory region sequence-specific DNA binding; zinc ion binding; DNA-binding transcription repressor activity, RNA polymerase II-specific
Source: RefSeq, a predicted model, not a curated record
UCGUAAAUAUGUCAAAGUAUACAUUUGAAUUUGUAUCGAUUAUUUAAUUUUAUAUUUUAAACAAAUACUAAAGUAUAAGUUAUUUAUUAGACAUUUGAAAUAAUAAAUAAUCGAUUAUGGAUAUUUCGAGACUAUGCCGUAGUUGUAUGCGAGAAGUGGCGUCGUGGGAGAAAGAUAAUUUUAAUAAUAGUACAGUAGAAAUGUUUUGUUUUAGCACAAAUAUUAAGAUUACAGACAAUGAAAAGCUCCCGAGGCAGUUUUGUUAUGACUGUGUUAUAAAAAUAGAGUCAUGCUAUACAUUUAUAAAGGAAGCUCAGAAUGUCAACAUUACCCUCAAAAACAUUGCCUCUAGAAGUGAGACAAGCAUUAUUAUUGAACCGGAGACAAAUAAACUGAGAUUAACAUUACCCGAAUACAAAUUAUCCAUCGGUAUAACAAGUUUUAAUAACACUAACAAUUUUAACAACACUGCUUUUAACUUGAGCAGUAUAAAAGAUAUAUCAAGUGAUAAUGUUCACACAGUCACAGAAAAUUGUAAACCACUAAAUGAAAAUGUUAAUAAAGAUGACAGCAAUCAGAAAAUAAGUAAAGAGAUUGGAGAUGAAAACUCUAUAGAAGUGGACGAGACGAAAAAGAUUAUUUGUCCAACUUGCAGAAAGUCUUUUGUGUCACAAAAAUGGUUUACCAAGCAUAUGGAGAAGGAACACUCGGGGCACAAAUAUAUAUGUGAUCAUUGUCCCAAAUCAUUUUCGAAGCCAUAUCAACUAGUGUAUCAUGCAACAUCACACUCAGAAGAGAGAAAGUUUGUUUGUAACACAUGUGGAAAGAGGUUUAAACAUCACAAACAAUUGAAAAUACACAACAGAGGACAUUCAGACGUUAGACCCUUUGCUUGUGAUAAAUGUUCCAUGAGGUUCAAAAAUAAAAGUGUACUGAAAUGUCACAUGAAAGUUCACGAGGAAGUCAAGCAAUACCUAUGUUCGUAUUGUGGUUGGGGAUUUUCGCAAGCUCACAACUUGGAGGUGCACCUCCGCACGCACACGGGCGCCAAGCCGCACGCGUGCUCGCAGUGCAGCUUCCGCUCGGCCGCCGCGUCGUCGCUGCGGCGCCACCUGCGCCGGCACAGCGGGGCGCGCCCGCACGUGUGCGCGCACUGCCGGAAGGCCUUCCACGACGCCAGCGGGCUGACGCGCCACACGCGCACGCACACGGGCGAGCUGCCGUACAAGUGCCCGGGCUGCGCGCGCACGUUCGCCGACAGCUGGAAGCGCAAGACGCACCUCAUGCGCGCGCACCGCGUGGCGCUGCACGACAUCCCGCGCAUGCGCACCGACGGCACUUGCGCGGGCAGCUAGGCCGCCUCCCGAUUGUGUACCAAGUCUCCAAACACCAUGAACCAAACAAAGAAUCAUAAGGAAUCAUUUUGCAAUUUUAAUAUCUCAGCACAGCAAGAGUAAAUCCAAAUUUUCGUUCCUUCAAACGUGUUUUUGCAAAUAUUUUAUUAUCAGUGGCGUCGUAACAUAUUUGGUGUAGCAAUUGUAUUUCCUAUAAUUAAUAAUUAAAAACUUUUUCGCUAUAAUUAACUUCAACACAUAGUCUAAUUCAAUUGUUAUUUA